UUCUUACACUUGAGCACAACGUGAGGGACUUAUAAUAGGGUGCGUGGGAGUGAGAAAGAGAGAAAGAAGCGUACAAGUUGUUUGAGGCCUUGGUUCUGCGUUCUUUGAUAUUCUUACCCUGAAUUCUCUCCGACCCUUCCUCACCUUUGUCUUCUUUCUUCCUAUGUAUAUACAGAUUUACAUAUACUUAUCGAUAUCUAUCUAGAGAAUAAAUUUUUACCUACAUAGCUAUAUAGCAUCCAUCUAUAUUUUGUUGCAUCUGGGUAUUAGUGGGAUAUGUUGCAGCUUCUUGAUUGCAAUUGUUCUCUCGAUGGGCAACAGAAUUCAUUCCAGCACUGGAAAAUUUAUGGGUUUAUUACAAGGCCUACGAGAUUAAGAUUUUGGGUCUGCUUGUGAAUUCCACCAGUAGGUUCGAGAUUUAGGUUUUUUUGAGGCUAGAGGGUCAUAGGAAAUUUGUAUAGAGUUUGUUCAGCUCCACCAAUGAAAUGAGUUAUAGACUGGAAUCGAUACUGGAAUAGUGGUUUCUGUUUUUCAUGGUUCAUAAAUCUAGCAAAAGUGCAGUGCUUUGAAGGUAGAUUAUCAGGCUGUUAACAUACUUCUGCUUUAUUACUGAGUUCAGAGUUAUCGUUGUGUGCUUCAUUUCUGGGAUAGAAAUCCUGGUUGCGUAAUAAUUUCUGUGACUAAACCAUUGAAGUAUGAGUAGAAGGGUGCGGAGGAGGAUUGCGAGGAGGGGCAAAGAGAAAGUGGAUUGUGUGGAGAUUGAUGAGAAUUUGAGUUUGGACAGGAAAGGGAUACUUGAUUGGAUCAGGUUACCUGAUGAUACAGUAAUUCAGCUAUUUUCAUGUUUGAAUUACCGUGACCGGGCUAACCUGUCAUCAACCUGUCGGUCAUGGAGGAUUCUGGGUAAAUCUCCAUGUUUGUGGCAGGAAUUGGAUCUGCGGCCCCACAAGUGUGACACUUUUGCUGCUGCUUCACUUGCCUCUCGGUGCCAGAAUCUUCAGAAGCUUCGGUUUCGUGGUCUUGAAUCUGCCAAUGCAAUUAUAAAUCUUCAAGCUAGGAAUUUACGUGAGAUUAGUGGUGACCGUUGCAAAAAAAUGACUGAUGCUACCCUCUCUGUACUUGCAGCCCGACAUGAAGCUUUAGAGUGCCUUCAGAUUGGACCAGAUUUCUGUGAAAGGAUAAGCAGCGAUGCAGUUAAAGCAGUGGCAAUUUGUUGUAGACAACUGCAGAAACUUCGGCUCUCAGGUAUUCAUGAAGUGGAUGCAGAUGCUAUCAACGCUUUGGCAAAGCAUUGUCUGAAUUUAACAGAUAUUGGAUUCAUUGACUGUCGGAAAGUUGAUGAGACUGCCCUUGGAAAUGUUGGAUCAGUUUGCUUCCUCUCAGUUGCAGGAACAACUAAUAUUAAGUGGAAUUUGGUUUUACAGCCUUGGAGUAAGCUGCCUCACCUGACAGGCUUGGAUGUUUCUAGAACUGACAUUAACCCAAGUACUGUUUUAAGAUUUUUUUCGUCCUUCCAUAGUUUGAAGGUUUUGAGUGCCUUGAAUUGUCCAGCACUUGAGAAUGAUGCGACCUUCAUUUCCAACAACAAUCACAAAGGUAAAAUGUUGCUUGCUGUCUUCACGGACAUUCUUAAAGGAGUAAGUACCCUAUCUGCCAAUACUUCAGAAGACAGAAGGAAUGUUUGCUUGAAUUGGAGAAAGUUUAAAACCAAGGAUAGGGAAUCAGAGGGGAUCAUGAAUUGGCUGGAAUGGAUCCUUUCCCAUUCACUUCUACGUGUUUCUGAGGGCAAUCCACCAGGUUUAGAUAAUUUCUGGCUCAACCAAGGCUCGACCUUGUUGCAUAGUUUCAUACGUAGUGCCCAGGAGGAAGUUCAAGAAAGGGCAGCCACGGCUCUUGCAACAUUUGUCGUCAUCGAUGAUGAAAAUGCUAGUAUAGACACUGGAAGGGCCGACGCAGUUAUGCGUGAUGGUGGCAUACACCUUCUCCUAAAUCUUGCUAGGUCAUGGCGGGAGGGGCUUCAGUCAGAAGCUGCUAAGGCCAUAGCAAACCUGUCAGUGAACGCUAAUGUUGCAAAAGCUGUGGCAGAGGAAGGAGGAAUCAGUAUUCUUGCAAAUCUUGCCGGUUCCGUCAACAAAUUGGUUGCAGAAGAGGCUGCUGGAGGGCUGUGGAACCUUUCUGUCGGUGAAGAGCACAAGGGUGUUAUUGCUGAAGCUGGUGGUGUAAAGGCUUUAGUUGAUCUCAUCUUCAAAUGGUCAAGGACCACUGGUGGUGAAGGAGUUUUGGAACGUUCGGCUGGUGCAUUGGCAAAUUUGGCAGCAGAUGAUAAAUGCAGCAUGGAAGUUUCUUCAGUGGGCGGUGUCCGUGCUUUGGUAGCACUUGCUCGAAAUUGCAAGGAUGAAGGAGUGCAAGAGCAGGCAGCUCGUGCCUUGGCAAAUUUGGCUGCUCAUGGAGAUAGCAAUGGUAACAAUGCUGCUGUUGGACAAGAGACAGGAUCUCUUGAAGCUCUUGUACAACUCAUCCACUCUCCUCAUGAUGGUGUCAGGCAAGAAGCUGCUGGUGCAUUAUGGAAUCUAUCCUUUGAUGACCGAAAUCGAGAAGCCAUUGCAGCAGUUGGUGGCGUUGAGGCAUUGGUGGCUCUUGCACAGUCUUGCUCAAAUGCUUCUCAUGGCCUUCAGGAGAGGGCUGCUGGUGCUUUGUGGGGAUUGUCCGUCUCGGAAGUUAAUAGCAUUGCAAUUGGCCGAGGAGGAGGUGUAGCACCCCUAAUAGCAUUGGCACAAUCAAAUGCCGAGGAUGUCCACGAGACUGCUGCAGGAGCUAUUUGGAAUCUUGCUUUUAAUCCUGGUAAUGCUCUUCGAAUUGUAGAGGAAGGAGGGGUUCCAACCCUAGUUCAUCUCUGUUCUUCUUCUGUAUCAAAAAUGGCACGAUUCAUGUCGGCGUUGGCACUGGCAUACAUGUUUGAUGGAAGGCUAGACAAAAAUUGCAUGCUGUGUUGCAGAAUGGAUGAAAUUGCCCUGACAGGGACAUCCACAGAAAGCACUUCCAAGAGUGUAAGCCUAGAUGGUGCUAGAAAAAUGGCUUUAAAAAACAUUGAAGCUUUUGUCCUGACCUUUUCUGACCCACGAGCAUUUUCUGCUGCUGCUGCAUCAUCAGCUCCUACUGCACUGACCCAAGUAACAGAAUCUGCUCGGAUUCAAGAAGCAGGCCAUCUAAGAUGCAGUGGUGCGGAGAUAGGAAGAUUUGUUGCGAUGCUACGAAAUCCUUCCUCUAUACUAAAAGCAUGCGCCGCAUUUGCUCUUCUUCAGUUUACCAUCCCUGGUGGCCGGCAUGCACAGCAUCACGUAGGACUUCUGCAGAAUGCUGGAGCACCAAGGGUGCUGCGUGCGUCAGCAGCAGCAACAGGUGCCCCACUGGGAGCCAAAAUUUUUGCACGUAUUGUUCUCCGAAAUCUGGAGCAACAUCAGAAGAGAUCUUUGGUCUGAGUAGCUGCUGAUCCAACAAUAACUCAGCAGGAACAGAUGUUUGAAUGGUCGAAAGAGUUGUUAGGGAAAAAUACAAUCUCAAUUUGCAACUCAUUUGUAGGUCCUUAUUGGCUUUCUUGCUAUAUAAGUUCUUCCUAAAGAGCCUGCAAUUCUGCCACCAAAUAAGAUUGUUAGCAUAGGUUUGUGUGGUUUUUUUUCUUCUUCACUUUCCAAUUGUUUCUCAGUUAAAAGUUAUAAACAUGACAUUUGUGCAUAUGCUAUUACCUUGAGACUCGUUUUAAGUUGUUUCUGUGGUGACCUUUUUUGUGAAACUGUGAUUGUUCGUUGGCUUUGCCGGCU
This is a messenger RNA of Olea europaea var. sylvestris, 3818 nucleotides long. Its product is annotated as protein ARABIDILLO 1-like. Bases 696 to 3479 code for a protein of 927 amino acids. NCBI's taxonomy places the organism in Eukaryota, Viridiplantae, Streptophyta, Magnoliopsida, Lamiales, Oleaceae. The record is from RefSeq and is a predicted model, not a curated record. The transcript has 14 exons. Gene Ontology annotation, molecular function: protein binding.